Messenger RNA from Adineta steineri, 1251 nucleotides. The record is from the annotation of a GenBank genome assembly. Lineage: Eukaryota; Metazoa; Rotifera; Eurotatoria; Adinetida; Adinetidae.
AUGACACCUUCACUUCGUCAUCUCAAGCUGGCUUCUCAAAGAAAAAUGCUUGAUUCUGUUUUCGAUAGUACUUAUUGGGAAAACCUCAUUUCUAUCAAACUACCAAAACUAGAUAAAUUCGAAUUCAUCUUCUUUUAUACUGAUAACAAAAACGAUGAUUCGAUUAAUCUUGAAGUUCUUAUUGCUCCAUUUCGAUCCUCUUUCUGGCUUCACGACAAACGAUGGUUUGUAGCUAGUGCUUAUGUCUUGCGGGAAAAUGAGAUCUGGCUUCACACGAUACCAAUUAACUGCACUGGCAUUAAGGAUUUAGUUCGAGUUGAAACAUCAUGGAUGGACAAUGGUUAUCGUUUGACAGAGAGAACACUCAAUAAAAUACUUGAUACAUCUUCAGGCAAGACACUUACCAAGCUCGAUCUUCAUUCGAAUCGAAUCAGUGGCCAAAAGAUACAAUAUUUGAUUAAUGCUUUAUACAAUAACACGGCACUCGUCGAACUCAACCUCGGCGACAGUCAGAUCGGAGAUCGCGAGGCACAAGAUCUUGCUCAUGCUUUACAAAAUAACAGCACACUCACAAUACUUGGGCUUUGGCAAAAUCAAAUUGGACAUCAAGGAGCACAAUAUUUCGCUGAUGUUUUACGUAACAACACGACACUAAAAGAACUCUGCCUUCAAAAUAAUUCAAUUGGAGAUCUAGGUGCACAAUAUCUUGCUCAUGCUUUACAAAACAACACAAUACUCACUACACUCUAUCUAGACGCCAACGGAAUUGGAAGGCAUGGCAUACAAAAUCUCGCCAAUACUUUAGAAAAUAACAAGACGAUCAUUACACUUGGACUUGGAUACAAUCAAAUCGGAGAUCAAGAGGCACAAUAUCUUGUCAAUGCUCUUGCAAAAUCACUAUUCGGCUGUUUUAGUGAUAUUAAAACGUGUUGCUGUGGAUUCUGCUGCCUACCAUGUACGUUUGGUGAUAAUGUUGAAAAAACCGAUGGUACUAGCUGUAUAGGAUGUUGUCUUGCAUAUUGGGUAUCGAGCGCCUGUUAUUUAUGUUGGGUCCCACACAUGAUGAAACGAAAAGUAUUACGUCAAAAAUAUCUUUUGAAACCAGAACCAUGUCAUGAUUGUCUUGUAACUGCUUGUUGUGGACCGUGUGCUGUUUGUCAAGAGGCUCGAGAACUAAAGAGUAGAAGUGGAGCACAAGGUCGUCCUAACGUAUUACCCGUACGUGCUCAACCAGUGGCUUAUCGAAAAUAA